Molecule: messenger RNA, 1839 nt
Organism: Bacidia gigantensis
Lineage: Eukaryota; Fungi; Ascomycota; Lecanoromycetes; Lecanorales; Ramalinaceae
Exons: 2
Coding region: 1-1839 (612 amino acids)
Source: RefSeq, a predicted model, not a curated record
AUGGCCUUGUCAGGUACCGUCAUUCAUCAACCUGACCCACCUCCGUCGUUCAACCAUCACACAAUCGACGCCGACGGCCUUCCCACCGUCCAUGAGCUUCCUCAUUACAAGACUAACUAUGAGAUUGACAAUCGUUCCGACCCUCCCUCUCUCAGUAUGAGGGGACGGACUAGCUCGAGGGAUGCAAGCAUCAACAGUUCAAUAGGUCGAAGCUAUAUGGAGAAAGAAACGGCAGCUGUCCCACCUCCAGUCCCAUAUACCAGACAUUUGCGUUCUCCCUCAGACGCACCCUCGAGCAAGUUGAAAAAGGCUGAUCGCCGAAGAACUGUCGCGGCCCAAUAUGAUGACCUAAAUGGGGCGGAGAGGCCGAAGCGAUCAGGAUUGAGGCAGUCAAUCCGGCGAAUGUUCACGCGUAAAUCUGCCAAAGGUCGUAUCAGCAUGCCUACAGGCCCUCUCUAUAGACAGCAUAAUCCAGAGGAAUUCAUGACGUCUGCUACAGACCUUGAAAACCAGCAGAGCACCAAAACGGAGCGAUCUGCCUCCUUGCCCACCAAUGCCUUCUUGCGCUCAAGUGGCCUUAGUUCUCACCCUCCAUUCCAACCCCAGGCUAUUCAGCUCGAGGACGAGCCUCCUUUGCCCCACAAUCUAGAGCGCAACCUGUCCGAGAAGCCAAUUAGGCCACACAGAGCCAGUGUACCGAGUGAGACAUUCAACAAAGACGAGAUGCAGGCUGUAACAGAGGCCAUGUCUGGUAUUGGCUUGCCAAUCAAUCAGGCGCAGAAUACGGGAGCUCGAGACAUUGGAUACGCUGUGACGAACGAUAGCCAGCCAAAGCGAAGGUCGAGGUCAGCUGGUGCUUCUGGAGAGCGAGGCCAAUUGAUGGAGCCAAUCCAGUGGAGGCACCAUCGAACAAAAAGCGACGAGGGAAUAUACUCCAGAGACGGCGCGGAUUUUGCAUCCUUCGUCAAAAGAAACGACGAUCUAGAAAUGCUCGAUUCAGGGCGCUCUGAGAUUGUGGACGGAAGUAUAGAGGCUAAAGAGGGGGAGCAAUUCAAUUUCGAGUUGCAAGAGGACGGAAUUCAAGACCAGGAGCGCAUCGGAGUGGAGGAGCGACUCGUGACUCUGGAAAUAAAGUUGAUGGAUCUUGAGUACGCUCUAUCGAAACUACAAGUCGGCUCGGCACUUUCAUCGAGACGUCACUCACGCUCCGAGCCCGUAGGCCAAAGAUCCGUCGAAAGCUAUCGCUCAUCUAAUGUUCCGUCUAUACCCAAUACAUCUCCUACAUUGAACCACAACCUGUCCCGGUUCUCUGCUCACCAAUCCUCUUCAGAGAGCGCCAGUGUACGGAAAGACCGACCGACGAGCGUAGCCGGAACACUGAGACCUGGUCAUCAUCCUCUUCCAAAUUCUUUCAGCAAACCCCAAGCCGACUCAGACAACCGUAUGUCGUUUUCAGGGCUCACGGUCGAGCACUAUAGCACCUUAGUGACACUUCUUCGCAACGAACAGUCUGCGCGCAUACGUUUAGAAGAGCAAGUGACCGAACUGCAACAGAAGAUCGAGAAGUUACAACCUGCUUCAUUUUCAUAUCACCACAGCUCACAUGCAUCCCACACACAUACGCUCUCCAAUCAAAGCCACCGACUCGGAACCAUGAACGCAGACGGGCGACGAGGAGGUAAGUAUUAUGUUUCAAGGCCGAGGAGCAGCAGCUACAGCACCAAUGAAACAGACACCGAGGAUGAAAACUAUCAUGAUGCCUAUGUGACGCCUUCCAAUGUUACGCCUGUAGAGAGGGGCGAAUAUGAAGGCGCAAAUUAUAACGGCGAACCCUUUUAA